UCAGUUCCAUCUUGUCGUAAUUAGAUUUCCAAAUUCAAACACAUUAACGAUCAUAACAGAUUAUGAUACGGAACAGUGAACAGAUACUAUUGAUGAUUAGGCGAUGAUUUACGCGAAUAUGCGUUUGCUAGAACGGCAUGACUAUAAAACACUGCAGAAAUUACCACUUUGUCAGUAGGCCUGAGCAGAAGUGAUUAGAUGCUGCAUGCUUUUCGUGAAAACUGGUGAAUACAAGUUAUCAGGGACAGAGACAACCAAACAUGCGACCUUAGCAGAAUGCAACUGUCACUGUUUUUCUUGGUCUGCGUUUUCCUGGCAAACGCUAGUGGAAACAGCGUGAAAGAGAAACUGCAGAUAAUUCCUGCACCUAUGCCAGGAUUUAACGAAAGGGCGACACUAGGGCGAUGGUUUCAACAGUUUCGCAUGACUGGUUGCGGCUACUCGAGCUCUGACAGGUUUACAUACUACGAGCAAGAUCUGAGACCAUUCGGAGACGCGCUUCAUAGUUUUGACACAUGGAGAAAUGGAAUUUGUAACACUUUAACUACGAGAUAUUUAAGAACUGGUCCAGGAGUCUAUACAGUCAAAGAUCCAAUCGGUGCCAUCUGGAGCGGAACAGCUAUCGUAGCGGCAAGUGAUUACAAGACAUUUAAAAUCGUCUAUGGGUGCUCGAAGAUUUCAACAAUGGGCGACAGAUGCGAUGACCCCUGGCUUCAGGUUUUUACAAGAUCUCCAAAACCGGGAAAACGUACAAUAGCACGAAUUGAUUACGUUCUGCGAGGACUAUUUGAUAUAAGUAUCUCCGAGUUACCUCGAAUUAGACAAGUCAGGCCGUGUUCUCCAAUCGGAGGAGGCAAAAAGUUGGGUUAAUGACCAAUGAGUCAAAGAAGAAAAUGAAAUUAUGGUUACUUUUAGAUAAACAUGAUAUAAUCACAUGCCAUGUAGCCUUUUUGGAAUUGGUAUAGAAAAAUUCCUUCUGUGACACUUUAAACUUAGUAAAAAAUGUUAAAUAGCAGUCAUUAUAUAACGGCAAUGAAAUAUUAAACUAAUGGAUGAAUAAAUUGUAAUGUUACUGUGACACUGAGUGUAAAUUUUCCAAGU
This is a messenger RNA of Mercenaria mercenaria, 1101 nucleotides long. RefSeq lists its product as uncharacterized. Lineage: Eukaryota; Metazoa; Mollusca; Bivalvia; Venerida; Veneridae. The transcript is spliced from 7 exons. The coding region runs from base 277 to 870 and encodes 197 amino acids. The record is from RefSeq and is a predicted model, not a curated record.